AUGAUGGAUACUGGUGUUUCGAUUUCUGUCAAUUUACUUUCCAACGUAGUGUAUAGAGCAACCAAUAUUAAUCGAAUAUUUUCCAACUUUAGCUGUGCACAAUGUGCAUGUGCUGCUUUAUUGGACGCUGCUAGUGGAUGGAAUUGUAUCACAAACAAUAGUACAUGUCAGUUAAUCAAAAACUAUUCUUCUACCGAUGAUGGCUUGAUGAUAUUAUCUAAUGCGAGUUUUUUCUACCUGCAACUUCCACCGCAAGCAGCAUAUACAAAAAACGUAACAACAGUCUCAACGACAUCAUCAUCAACAUCAACAACAACAACAACGGUAACAAUGACAUUUCCAUCAUGUACAACGACUCCUGCAAGUAAUCUGUUGCAAAGAAAUGGCGCAACUCCAUGGACUCUCUUUUCAUUCAAUUACACAGCAGUGACCUCGGCACCUACUCUCAUGUUUGGAUUCAAUAAUGGCCCAGCAGAUACAAACUACUUGGACGAUGUAUCUAUCAUUCUUGCUAGUGCGCCGCUUAUUCAACUGUUGCAGAAUCCUGCCUUUGAAAACUCAUCAUCAACACCAACUGGUUGGAUAACAUCGUGUCAAUCAGGAUGUGGUGCUGGAGAUCAGGGUCAAAUAACAAGCAGUAGCUGCUAUUCUGGUAACUGUUACAUUGAUCAUUGCCAAAAUCCUAAUUAUGAUUUUCUUGCUCAAUCCUUCCCGGCCACAAUUGGUUAUAACUACAUAAUCUCAUUUCGACUCUAUCAGACGGGAGUAUCAUCGUGUCUUCUUUCGAAAAUUCUUAUCUUGAAUAUAAAAAAGAUACUAACUAUGCCACUCUAUGUUAUUGAACAUCCAAAGACACUACUAACCAAGCAACAAAAGGAGCGAGUAUGCAAAGAAAUCACAAACAUUCAUUGCACUGUAACUGGUGCUUUACCUGCACUUGUCAACGUUGUAUUUCAUUCAACUGAUGAUAACGUUGAAUUCAUCAAUAAUAAACCUCGCCAUAAAGCACGAAUUAUUGGUCAUAUUCGAGCUGGUCGAUCAGCCGAGUCAAAGGAAUCUUUGAUUUCUCAAAUAAAUAAUGCAUGGAUGACGAUUGUGGGUGAACGUUGCCAUCUUAUUGGCUUAAACGACGUAAAUCCCGAAAAUGCUGCUGAAGAUGGCAUCAUGCUUCCCGCAGCAGGAGAAGAAAUGGAAUGGUUAGAGAGAAAUCAUAAGAUCUUUGAAGAGCGUGCCGAGAAAGGCGAGGAAACUUCACGAGAUUUUCUCGCUGAUCUAAAGGCCAUGCAAUCGAAAUUAUAA
This is a messenger RNA of Adineta ricciae, 1299 nucleotides long. Lineage: Eukaryota; Metazoa; Rotifera; Eurotatoria; Adinetida; Adinetidae. The record is from the annotation of a GenBank genome assembly.